UACUGUUACUCCGUCAGUGUUUCAGCAUCAGCGGUCAGUGUUGUUGUGGCUGAGUACCGUAGAUGAUGGCCCUCAAACCAAGACUUUUGACUGACUUUAGAGUUCGACAGUUACUGUGUAUUCCAGGUUCUUGUAAAUUACACACCUCGUUAUCUGCUUUUGGUGAAAUAAAGGUUGCAGACGAUGAAGAAUUUCGCACUUUGGAAUUGGGAAUCAAGAAACAAGAACGACGAGCUGCCAGGAUAAUGAGAACUCCGAAUAUUGUUCCUCCCAGAUAUAAACGCCAGAAAAUUGAUCAAGACUGGGGAAGUGUGUGGCCCGCUGCGAGAACUUUUCAUCCAGCAACAGUGCCUCUCCCAGUACGCCAGGGGUACCCAGCAGAAGGGCAGCCCAUACCUGACAAGUGGGGAAAUGCGGAACUUAUGAAAAUUCCCAAUUUCCUUCAUCUGACACCUCCAGUCAUUAAACGACAGUGUGAGGUGUUAAAGAAAUUUUGCAAUCCUUGGCCAUCAGGACUUGAAUCAACAGCUAAGCAGGAGAAGCAUUUUCCUGUCACAAUGUCUAAAAGUUCAUACCUCCACUCCUCACCAACCCUCAGGGACGCAAGAGCCCGAAUAGUGACAUUAAAGGUGUCACUGAAGAGUCUUGACCUUGAUGACCACGGCCGUGACAAGUUACUUCGGUUGGUGAAGGAUCGUUAUGAUGCUGCCACUGAUUGCCUCACCAUUGUUGCUGAUCGUUGUCCACUUUCUCAGCAGAACUAUGAUUAUUGCCAAUACCUGCUAACAGUUCUCUACAAUGAGUCAAUGAAAACAGAGCCGUGGGAACAUGAGAAGGAAGUAGCAGACCGUGAGCGAUACUUGUGGGAGGGCAGUCCUUCACAGGCAAGGUUUCAGACAAUAAUCAGUGCUAAAGAGGACUGCACACCUGAGGAAGUUAUCAAAGAUUAUGAACAAGUUGUUACUGAUUUGCAUAAUGAAGGUGAAGAUGAGCCAACACUCUCAAGAUAUAGAGAAUCAGUUUUAAAAGUGGUUGGACUUGCUUGACUCCCAAGAUCAGUAGAUGUUGGGAUUUAUUUAAAUUUUUCUUAGAAAAGAUACUGAUGAUUAGAUAAACUGACCUGUAUAUAGUACAGUAGUGGAUCAGACAUUAAGAAUGAUCUGGGGAAAAACUGCAUAAUUUAAUAAGUUGGCAAUGUUUUUUUAUUUAAAAUAUGCAUACCAAAGUUUUAAUCACGUAUUUAUCUUAUCUAAGCAAUCACAUUAUCCAUGUUUAUAAUAUAAUGUAUAGUAUGUUCAGUUGUAUAAACUUUCCCCAGAUUGUUUUGGAUGGUUCUGAUGUUUUCUAAUAAAUGUUGGACAUAA
Molecule: messenger RNA, 1364 nt
Organism: Homarus americanus (American lobster)
Lineage: Eukaryota; Metazoa; Arthropoda; Malacostraca; Decapoda; Nephropidae
Gene: mRpS35
Product: 28S ribosomal protein S35, mitochondrial-like
Exons: 7
Coding region: 63-1046 (327 amino acids)
Biological process (GO): mitochondrial translation
Cellular component (GO): mitochondrial small ribosomal subunit
Molecular function (GO): structural constituent of ribosome
Source: RefSeq, a predicted model, not a curated record